GAAUGAGCAAUGCUGUAAAGUAAAGACCUUUCAUCUCCUGACACUGUCUUUCCUCAUUGGAUGUUAGCAGUAGUCACAUGUCCAGAGCAUCUUUGAAAAGAUGCCAUUGAAACUGUGGCAAUUCAUUCCUACCUUUCAUUGAGAACUGUAGCUGACUUUCUUUUGCCAGGAUCACCAUUUAGUGUCCAGUAGAACCAGCACCAUGUCUAACAGAUUUCUGGGAACUUGGAAAUUGGUCUCCAGUGAAAACUUUGAGGAUUACAUGAAAGCUCUAGGAGUGGGUUUAGCUACCAGAAAACUGGCAGUUAUGGCCAAACCCCAUGUGACCAUCAGCAUGAAGAAUGAUGUUAUAACCAUCCGGACUCAAAGUGCCUUAAACAGCUCAGAAAUUUCUUUUAAGCUAGGCCGUGAAUUUGAAGAAAUCACCCCUGAUAACAGGAAAACAAAGCUUGAUUCCAGGCAAGCUGCAUAUGUGAUUGUAUCUUUGCAGACUACAAUAACUUUAGAUAAAGGAGUCCUGAAUCAAGUCCAGAAAUGGGAAGACAAAGAGACUACAAUAAAGAGAAGUUUGGUGGAUGGAAAAAUGAUGGUGGAAUGCAGGAUGAAAGGAGUUAUUUGCACUAGAAUCUAUGAGAAAGCAUCAUAAAGACACUCCAUCUCCUCACUCAAAUAUGUGGAAAAUCAGGCUAGAUCCAUAAACCUAGCCUGCUGCUGCUGCUUUUUUGCUCUUUUUAUUCGUACCUAUCAGGAAAAGGAUUAAACUGUGGCAUUGUGUUUAAAAGCUGGAUUUUAACUAAUUUAAACUGUCAUGGUCAUUAAAAUCAAAGCAAAACAUUAUGUGGGUAUAUUCAUACCCACUAGUAGCACUAGUUAGGCUUAAAGAGUUGAGUAUUUCACUAUACUUAGAAACUCUUGUUAUUACAUAUGAUUUCUAUGAUAGAUUAGGAAUUAUGCCAAUCAUCAAGAUUUCAAUUAAAAUAUAGUUUAGCUCAUAUAGUUGUUAGGAGUAUGCAGUUGACUGAAAAUACCAAGUACCAAUAUAGCUUUGAGUUCUUCUUACAUGGUUUCAAAGAGCUAUCUUAGUUUCCAAAUGUCAAAAAAAAAAAAACAAAAAAAAACCAACCCUGAAACAAAAAAUAGUCUAGAUUUCAAAAAUCACUCUAGAUAGCAAAUGAAUCAGGUUCAAUCAUAGGAUUAAAAAAUACAAUUUGUGUCUUUAGAUUCAGAGACUCCAGGUCUUUAUCAUCUAAACAAAUGAGGUUUGUGCAAUAAAUUAAGUUCUCCAAAGAAAUGAAGUAAUAGUUAAUUAUUUCAUAAUUAAUGGUAGUUAAUUAAUCCUAAUAUCAGCUCCUUUUGCCAACUAAUUUAUAUUGGAAAUUUGAAUAAAUUCAUUAGAAUUCCAGGAAGUCCUUAACAAGUGUUUUUAAAACAUUCAAAGUACUGUUAUUUCAUUAGUGUAUUAAUCCCUUCACCAGUUAGUUUGAAGGAUCCUCCAUGCCUUAGUAAAUUCCGUAGCAGCUUGUUUGGUCAAAUGAAUUUAUUGCAUAGUUCCCAUCUUUCUCACCUUGGGUAAUCUCAAAACUAAGAUAGGUUCAUCCUCCAGGUGAUAAAUAUGUAGCCUACUCAUAAACCUUGCAGCUUCUUAGGACCUGUCAGACCUUGUGUUUUGAGAAAUCAAGGUGAUAUGUAUGAAGUUUAGUGGAGGAAUAAAACAUAUAGUUUCUUUUUUCUCCUCCAAGUUUACAUCUGAUAGAUUCCCUUAGCUAAACCUAUUAACAAUUUCUUUGUCAAACCUUAAUUUUAUAUACAGAUAGGCAUUUUUUACUUUCUCAUUUAUUUUCACCUCUGUCUAUCUUUUGCAAUCAAUUUCUCCUUUGUAAGAAUAAAAUUUUUUUUUAAAUGUCAUCUUACGCUUCCUUGCCUUCAAAAAAAAAGCAACUAAGGCCCUACAGGGGCCUUGAGGCCCUAAGGGAUUCAUCUCCAUAUCUAAUCAGAACUGUCUAUCCAUGGAUUUCAGAAAAGAUUUCAGAACUUUGUGGCAGGUAUUUUUAUCUACUACUGGGAUAUUAGAUCAACAAAUUUCUAUGGGGUGUCACUAACCUUGUCUAGUUUUAGUUUCUAUCAAAAUAAGCUCAUUAAAGGGGGAGAAUGAAAAGCAACAUAGCCAUUUUUAGAGGUCAGUGGUAAUUGUAAUUUUCUACUUAAUAAAAGUUAUUGCUCUCUUA
Sarcophilus harrisii (Tasmanian devil) is the source of this 2225-nucleotide messenger RNA. RefSeq names its product myelin P2 protein. The transcript has 4 exons. The record is from RefSeq and is a predicted model, not a curated record. Gene Ontology annotation, biological process: fatty acid transport. Bases 203 to 646 code for a protein of 147 amino acids. Gene Ontology annotation, cellular component: cytosol; nucleus. Gene Ontology annotation, molecular function: fatty acid binding. NCBI's taxonomy places the organism in Eukaryota, Metazoa, Chordata, Mammalia, Dasyuromorphia, Dasyuridae.